Galdieria sulphuraria is the source of this 1988-nucleotide messenger RNA. RefSeq lists its product as uncharacterized. The transcript has a single exon. The record is from RefSeq and is a predicted model, not a curated record. The coding region runs from base 131 to 1321 and encodes 396 amino acids. NCBI's taxonomy places the organism in Eukaryota, Rhodophyta, Bangiophyceae, Galdieriales, Galdieriaceae.
UGAUUAUCCAGAUUACGUCUAAUCAAAUGAAACGUCAGCAUCGACGCUUUAAAUAGCUUUAUGAAAUAAAAACUUUAAGCGUAUAUUGCUAUUCUUCUUUUUUGUGUCUCCAAUAUUUUUUUUGACAAACAUGAAGAGAUACCUUUGUUUAUAUGUAACUGUUAUACUUGUAAUAGCAUUAACAGUUAGUUUUGCAAUGGCAGAUACAAAUACAUUUUCUUCCUCCUUUUCCUCUGGAAAUGGAGAAGCUUCAGGAUUCUCCUCUUCAACUGAUGGAAAGCAAUCCUCCGCAUCCAACUCCCAAGUCGCUUCUACUGGAAAUGGAUCUGCUGCUUCUGAAGAUUCCAGCUCUACUACUUCUCAAGGCACCUCUAGUUCAUCCAUAUCUUCUUCUGUAGGCUCUGCCAACGCCAAAGGUAUUACAGCAGGUGAGAAUGGUAAGAGUUCAACAGCAGCUGGUUCUAGUGCGUCUUCCAGUCAAGAUGGUGCUGCAAUAAGUUCAAGUGGUUCAACCAGUUUUGAUAAGAAUAUUAGUGGAGUGAACUUUCAAGGUUCACAAACCACUACUUCAUCUUCCUCUUUUGGAAGUGGACAAGGGGUUUCUGCUUCUGAUAGUGAUACUCCUAAUACAAGUUCAGAAAGCACUACAGGAACAAGUGGCAACGCUGCAGCAAAAGACUCCUCAAGUAGCACUUCUGGACCUAGCGGAGUGACAAGUAGUACAAAUGCCAGUGCUAAAAGUGGCUCUAGUGGUUCAGCAGCAGCACAAGGAACUGCCAAAGCUUCUACAAACUUGAGCUGUGUUUGGCAGUACAAAGAAAAGUGUUUACCUUGUGCUCACAUUGAGAACGAUGUUUGUAAAUGUUACUGGAAUGUAUCGGAUCAAUGUAUAUGUACGAGUUUAACUUGUGCAAAGCCUUUGUUUCAAGCAAGUGUGGAAUCCAGUGCCACCGCAUCUUCAAGUGAUGGUGGUUCUUCUAGUGCAGGAGCCAACGCUGCUUCCAGUCAGUUGGGUGGCGGUGCCAAGUCUCAAGCACUAGGUUCAAGUACAGGGUCAGGCUCCGUCAGUGCUUUGAGCCAAGCACAAAGUAUUUUGGAUCAGGCAGAAGGCAGUGUUCAAAGUCAAGGUUCUAGUUCCAAUGGAGGAGACUUUGGUUCACUUUCUGGUAGUUUCUUUCGCCAAGGUAUCCAAGUGACAGCUACUUCCAAUAGCUCUGAGUCUUGUUCUACUGUUGGUCCUUUUCAACUUGACUCUGUACGCUUUUCUUUUCUAAACACUGCUGAUGGAAUGGUUUUUCUGCAAAUUUGUAGCACGGCAUAAGUUACCUUUUGUUUAUACUAAGUUUUUUCUAAAAAAAUUGGAGCGACUUUUGAAAAAGUUGACUUGGAAGUAAAUACUGGUUUCACUUUUUUUGAGUAUGGUUUGUAGUGUUUGUCAAAGGUAGCAACUGCAAUCACUACAAACCUUUGUUUGCUUCAAGGAAAUUGCAGUUAGUUGCUGACAGGAGUAAGGUUAUGCAGAGCAGGUCAAUGAAUUCAAUCCACUUAUAGACCUUUGAUAUAAAAUGUCGUCAAUUAUACUGGGAGACAUCAACGACGCGAAAAAAGAUUCUCAAGAAAUGUUCCCAACAUAAUAUCUUCUCAACCUGUUCCAAGACAGUAAGAAACUAGAAAGUUUUCUAACUCGUACUUUACUAGUGAAACAAAAGAAAUUCAACCAACUUUGAUAGCUAUUGACGACACAACCAAAGAACUGCUCUUCAAAACCAAAACUACUUCAACUUUUACUAAGAGCACUUCUCUCAGGUAACUCAAGACCAACGAUUGGAUAGUAAGAUAAGCAGUCCGAAAUUCCAAAGUACCCUAACUGCAUCCAAAAGUAGAGUUCCUGCUUUAUAUUCCCAAAUAAAAUUUAGCAUAAUAAUUAAUAGAAAACAAACAAUGACUAUUCUCCAGUCAUACCAACAAGUAAACAGAAAAUGUCACCU